AAUAGCUGGUCGCCACAAGGUAAACCAUUACACUUUAAAGAGAAGACUUGGUUUUUGGUAAAGGUAGUUGAGGUUAGGGUUGGUGUUUGGCAUGGUGGUGUCAUGUAUAUUAAUAUCAGUCAAAGCAACGACUUCCUAUUUAACAUUUUUUGUUUGUUACUGGAUGUUUGAGUGACAGUUCUGACACAUUUCAGCCUCCUGUCUGCUUGCUCAGGUAAAUACUGUAAUUUGCCAGAAGUGAGGAUACACCCAGAUUUUUUUUUUUUUUUGUUGUGACACUGCAGGGAUAUCCCCCCCUCAGGCCUCUUUAGACUGUAUGACAGUGAAAGAGAAGCAGGCAACUAUGGCUUCUGCCCUCCGACGAGGCUUCAGGCAGUAAAAGACAAGAGAGAAACAUUGAGCUUUAACUGGAACAUGACGAACUCCCAGAUGAAGGCCACUGACACCUCCUCCUAUGAAGUCCCACAGCUGACCCAUGAAAACCAGGAGGAAUUAAAGAAAAACACUGAUGAAGGCAAAGAACCAAGACGUCCGACCAUCAGCUCUAUGCAGCAAACUGCAGCCUCCCCAGCUGUCUCUGAAGAAAAGCUGAACCAGUGCGAGACUUACGAUGAUAAGAUGCCGCCCAAACCUCCAAGGAAGAACUCCCAGAUGAAGGCCACUGACACCUCCUCAUAUGAAGUCGAACAGCUGACCCAUGAAAACCAGGAGGAAUCAAAGCCUGAAGUCAUUGAUGAGAGCCAGUCUGAGGUCAAAGUCAAACCUGUACCUCGUCCCAGGACUAAAAUACAACCAAAAGACCAAAGUAACCACACCAACAACUCUGCUGAUUCUGUAGACACAACCAGCAGGACAACCAAUGGAGAGAGUUCCCCGCUCAGUGAAAAGCCUGCAGUCUAUAAGAGGCCUGGUCCUGCUCGUCCCAGACCUCCAAGCACAUAUUUGACUUCAAUUGUUUCCAAAAUCAAGGCCAAGGAGGAGAACAUUUAUGUCAAUGUAAAACCUGUAACAACUGUGGAGCCUCCAGCUGAGGGCACUGAGAAAACACAAUCUUCUUCUCGACCACGGCCUGCACGCCCACCUCCUCCUGCUAUCUACUAUGAGAGACUAACUUCUUCAUUAAAGCUUAAAUCUGAGAAAAACAUUGAUGAAGGCCAAGAUCCAAGACGUCGGUCCAUGAGCUCUAUGCAGCAAACUGCAGCCUCCCCAGCUGUCUCUGAAGAAAAGCUGAACCAGUGCAAGACUUACGAUGAUAAGAUGGCCACAAAAAGACCUGCAGUCCCGCCUCGGCUCGGGCAAUCCACCCUUCCCUACUCAGCCUCAGAGUGUGACUACUCCACUCAACAGAUCAGACCACCACCACCGUCGUUCACCCCACCACCCCCACCUUCAACAGAGUCAAUCUACAGUGAGAUAGAUUAUCGACCAUACCUGGACGUCCUGCCAGAUGAUAACCAAAGUAUGAGGUCAACAUUUGGUUCUGCAAAAAACUACCCGCUUGGCUUCUACUCAUCUUACCACCAAAGCACAGAGGGCACAGAGGACAUCAGGUGGAUGUUGAGAUGGUUCAAAGGAGUGUCCAAAUCUGACUCGAUGGAUCCGCCACAAUAUGGCCUCAGUAUAGAGGAGGAAUCCAGAUCAUUCAAUCAGAGAGCCAUGAAUGUGAGAAAAGCCCUCCGUCUCUACAACCUCCUCAUGAUGAAACGCAAUGAAACUCUGCGGGACAUCAUCGCAGACUUCAACGUCAUCUGCGAAAGCCUGGACAAGAUGCACAAGCAGAAUAAAACUAUGGGCAUCGCGGGAGGCACCACUGGCGCUGUGGGAGGAGUGACUGCAGUGUUGGGGAUCGCCUUGGCCCCUGCGACCUUAGGUGCCUCGCUGAUUGCUACAGCCGUCGGUGCUGGUAUGGUGGCAUCUGCGGGGGGCAUAAAUGCACACAAAAACAAGGUCAACAAGAAGUUUCUUAAUAAGAUGGCAGUGGAGAAACUGGUUUAUGACUACAAGGAAAAUGUUGUUGACCUGGAACAUUGUCUGGAUUUUAUCCUCUCUGGGAUGAACGAGCUGAGAAGGCACGACAUUGCCAGGCUACAGAGGGCGGGAGCGCCGCCUGAUGCAGUCAAGAUAGCGCAUCUGUCACAGUCUGUGCAUAGGAUGGAUGAUGGCAAGAAGGUAUCUCACACAGGUAGGAUGUCGUCCGAGAGACUACUUCAGGAGUUUGCCAUGGAAAUCGAUCAGUAUUUCAAAGAAAAGGAUGAUCGAAAGCUGAAGAAGUCAUCCAGGAGCAAGUUUUCUGGAAGGGUUUGCAUGCUCGCAAAAAAUCUGCAGAGUGAACUAGAUCACCUGAAUCGUAUAUGGGAAAUGUUCAGUUGAAUGAAAUGAGAGCUCUUUGUGUCCAUUUGUAUGUGUCUGAAUGAGAGAGUGUGUUUCCGAAUGCCAUAAUAUGUGAAGUUAGAAAUUAAAAUGCCUUAUUUAUCACAUGUAUUUUAAUAAACAUCAAAGUUUAAUAGAAUAUCUUUGUGUUUGUUAAGUUUUGUAUUUCGGCAUGUAGGGAAUGUGUUUCCUCAUGCCACUUGACUAUUACAUUCCUUAUUUAUAUAUUUCAAUAAAUAUUUUGGGUACGUUUUGCGAUUGCUAUUUUGUAGGCUAUGUGUGAGUGAAAGUUUGUUUGGAACAGUAAAAAAUGUGUAGGCCCUAUAUGUGAUUAAAAAAAUAUAGCCUAUAU
This is a messenger RNA of Labrus mixtus (cuckoo wrasse), 2722 nucleotides long. RefSeq lists its product as uncharacterized. The coding region runs from base 415 to 2370 and encodes 651 amino acids. Gene Ontology annotation, molecular function: lipid binding. The record is from RefSeq and is a predicted model, not a curated record. NCBI's taxonomy places the organism in Eukaryota, Metazoa, Chordata, Actinopteri, Labriformes, Labridae. Gene Ontology annotation, biological process: lipoprotein metabolic process; lipid transport. Gene Ontology annotation, cellular component: membrane; extracellular region. The transcript has 14 exons.